Messenger RNA from Perkinsus marinus ATCC 50983, 1158 nucleotides. RefSeq lists its product as hypothetical. The transcript is spliced from 7 exons. Lineage: Eukaryota; Perkinsozoa; Perkinsida; Perkinsidae. The record is from RefSeq and is a predicted model, not a curated record. Bases 1 to 1158 code for a protein of 385 amino acids.
AUGCUCGGCAAAUCGUUGUUCAUAUUGAACCCGACUUUGCGGGAUGCGCUGCUGGCCGUCCGUAGUGAAUGUGUGGAUAUUUCCGGUUGGGGCCUUCUGGACCUUACCACACCCACGACGAAACCUGGAGUGAAGACAGUCACGCUGAGUGAACACAGUAGAGGCCGACAUGCUAAGAAGCUGCCCAAGUGGCCGAUAGCAGAAGCCACAGCGCUCCCCAUAAAGGGCGCCGGAGGGACUUCCUGUCGAGUGGAGGAGUUCAACGAGGCACAGGUUGUCCAUAGGCGAACUUUGUCCAGGAACUUGGACGGAGCUCGAGAGAGGCUGAAGAUGACGGUCCUCAAAGCGUGCGCUACGUCUCUGUCGGAUUUCCUCAAGGCUAAUGGAUUCAAUCACUCUAAGGAGCUGCGGGAUGUGUUCAGGCUGUUACAAGAAGGUGUAGAUGGAGGAGAGGAUGAGGAUGAUGCGCUUGAACCUGAUUAUUAUCUUAGCUAUACUCAGCAGGCUACUACUCGAACUAAGUGCCGAAAGUUGGUCAAGUUCAUACGUACGUGUGAGUACAUCCUUGCGGACUCUGUGGAGGCCCUGUGCUUCCGAUCUACGGAGGGGUUGUUGGCCCUUCUGGAGCAAUACAUGAAGCAAGCGGAGAGGGAUGAGCAACGGAGGCUAUCUGGAGAGGCGCCACCCGACGGGUCUCGAGCGGUGAAGAGCAUUCUAUCACAACCGUACAGGCCGGGCAUGUUCGAGGCCUUGGGGAGCGCGCCGGCUGAUGAAAGACCGAUCUUUAUCAUAGAUUGCACUUUCGUGACGGGGGAGGGGCAGGAGGUUGAUAGUCAUUUGGAGUUCUCCCCGACAGGCCAGGACUUCAGAGACUUCGUUGAAGAGGCGCUGAUGGAAGCCCUUCAUGCGGUCUCCUUCAACCGCUCUUUUUUGGCCCUACCAGAAUUCCGCCUCUUCGUGUCACCUCUGUCUGAGGUGGCCUCAACUGAAGCGCCACCUAUUACGAUCAAUGGCACGACGAGGUGUAUAGUCGAGAACCAGGAGAUUCGGGAGGUAAGGCGGCCUCGGGGGAUGUGGGUUAUNNNNAACAAAAGGAAACGAAUAAAUCAUCUCAUCACAAUUGUGCGGAUCUACAGUGUGAACCAAACCGUUAUGUGA